ACAAUGAUCAGUAUUUUUAUUCUUGGGGCCAUUUCUGUGGCUUCUGGGUUUGAAAUAGGAAAAUCAGCUUCAAGCUUCGUUGUGCCUUCAUUCUCCUCACCUGGUGGAAUCAACUCUAACAAAGAAGUUUCCGAGGUCAAGUCAGACCUUGCUUCUGUGAAAUCCCGACAAGAAGAAACUGAUGAGAAGUUUGACAAGAUCCUGGAGCAGAUGCAAAGUAUUAAAUCUGGUACCAAGGGAGAGGAAGGUACACACGUAAUUCUCGCAACGAAGACAAGACCAGAACAGCAUAUUAUGUGGUUCAGUGUAACCCUUGAAUCUGUACCGACAUUUCCGAUUCACGGUGGUAAAGGAUUGCAGCUAAAUCGUUUCAUAAGCCUGGCUGCCUAUUGACUCCUGAACCCACACAUCAUUCACUUAGAUGUGGCGGUUGACGUUCGCUCAGGGUUCACCUGAAGUUUCUUUUACUGGACCAAAUAAGUGUCCAAAAUAUAAAUUCGAUUUGUUUUCAAUACACGUAAAUAACGUUGGAACCCGUUUACAUCGAAGUGGAAAACUGUG
Molecule: messenger RNA, 561 nt
Organism: Haliotis rufescens (red abalone)
Lineage: Eukaryota; Metazoa; Mollusca; Gastropoda; Lepetellida; Haliotidae
Exons: 2
Coding region: 4-393 (129 amino acids)
Source: RefSeq, a predicted model, not a curated record